CAAUAAAAUUGUGCAUGUAAAGUACUUAAUCUUGAAAUCUACACCGAUUUACAUUGAUUGUCCGUGUAAACGAUAUAUCGAAAAAAAACUAAAUUCAUUUAUUUCAAACACUUUUGAUCAAAUCAAGUUUGAUCAUUUGUAUAGACUACCACUGGUUCAUAAGGCAGGGACCUCUUCUAAGAGGAGCCGACGACAUUGUUCCGUCUAUAACAUUAAUUGCUCCGAGGUCGAGGUUGCGCGGCAAGACAUGCGCACAAGCGGCAAUCCCUCAAACGGCAUCAGUGGGGUGUACUGACGUGUUGUACCGCGACCGCGCCCGGGUUACCCCGACGAAUACAAAUUCGAAAUUCGAAUACAGUGUGUUUUUUUUGUUAUGUGACACAGUGUCUGUGCUUGUGUGUGCAGUGCAAUGGAGUAUUCGUUUUGUGUGUGUGCAGGACUUUGGGAAUCAGCGUCCGAUGUCGUGAUGAUAACCCGGUGAACGGUCCGACGGCGAGUUUAUAUAAACAAAAUGGCCGAAUUAUAGCAUCGAGACCAGCGAAACACCCCGACCGUUGGUUCUGGAAAGAUGUUAAUGCUGAUCAUACUCCACUUCGUAACGCUGCCUGCACUCACUUCGAGGACUGUAAAAGGAGAUACCAUGGAAGACAAAAAUAUACCUUUAAUAAGCUCUCGUGUAGUUCGGACUAAGUACGGUGAUAUUAGAGGUUUUAUUGUGACACCAGAAUCGAGAUUUUUAGAGCCAGUAGAAGUUUUCCGUGGUAUACCUUACGCUUCACCACCGGUCGGGACCUUGAGGUUCAUGCCCCCGGUGUCAGGGGCGCAGUGGUCAGGAGUCAAAAUCGCGGAGGAGUUCAGUCCGGUGUGUCCGCAAGUACUACCUGACAUUAGGAAUGAGACAGCAGUGCUGAAAAGGAUAUCAAAAGGGAGAUUAGAAUACCUGAAGAGAAUAUUGCCUUUCCUGACGAACCAGUCGGAGGAUUGUCUGUAUUUGAACAUUUACGCACCUGCCCAAGCAGGAGUGCGCGACGCGGUGGCGCGCUACCCGGUGCUGGUGUUCGUGCACGGCGAGAGCUACGAGUGGAGCUCCGGCAACCCCUACGACGGGGCCGUGCUGGCGUCGCACGCGGGCCUGGUCGUCGUCACCAUCAACUACCGCCUGGGGAUACUAGGUUUCCUCAACCCUCGGUCGGACGACUUCCCGCGAUCCCCAGCAAACUACGGGCUGAUGGAUCAGAUAGCCGCGUUGCACUGGAUCAAGGAGAACGUGGCGGUGUUUGGGGGCGACCCCACCAACGUCACGCUGAUGGGGCACGGCACGGGGGCCGCUUGCGUACACUUCCUGCUCACUUCACUUGCAGUACCAGAAGGUCUCCUGUUCCACCGCGCCGUAUUGAUGUCAGGAUCAGGCUUGAGCCCCUGGUCGUUGGUGGCAGAUCCGAACAAAUACGCGGAGAUGGUCGCCACUCACGCCAACUGUUCCCCUGACCUCACACCUCCAGCGCUGCUGCGGUGUUUGAGAGAGCGCCCGCUAGAAGCACUUCUCUCCGCACCGGUCCAAGCACCUGACUUUUCUUACGCUUUCGGUCCAAGUGUCGAUGGAGUUGUUAUUGACACUGGAGACAUGCUCAUGAACCCGGAGCCGGGCUACGAGUGGCAGGUGGCGCGUGCUCCACUGGGCAAGGGCGCCACUGCCGUCAACAUCAUCAAUGCUGUUCUCAUGAGGAAGAGCGCCAUUGCACAGCUUACUAAGUACGAUAUAAUGCUGGGCGUUACAAAAGCAGAAGCCUACUUUGCCUUCAGCGGCGACGACGUGCAGUACGGCAUCGAAGCGGACAGGAGAUCCAAGAUACUCAAGUCGUUCGUACGAAACACGUAUACCUACCAUUUGUCGGAGAUACUGGCUACUAUUAUAAAUGAAUACACAGACUGGGAAAGGCCUGUCCAACAUCCUAUUAAUAUUAGAGACGAGACGCUAGAAGCCCUCAGCGACGCUCAGGUGGUGGCGCCGACGGUCCUGACAGCUGACACUCACUCCGCGCUGAGAAGAAACUCCUACCUCUACGUGUUCGACUAUCAAACUAAAUACGGGGACUACCCACAGAGACAAGGCUGCAUCCAUGGCGAGGAGCUGCCCUACAUAUUCGGCGCGCCGCUGGUCGGCGGGUUGGCACACUUCCCGCGCAACUACACCAAAUCCGAAGUAGCGCUGUCGGAAUCAGUUAUGCUGUAUUGGGGGAACUUUGCCAAAACGGGAAACCCGAACGAGGCUCAGGAAAGUGAUCCUAUCAGAGCUGGAAGACAAGAAAGAGUAAGAAUGAAGAAUAUAGAAUGGACAGCGUACGAAGCUGUGCACAAAAAAUACUUGAAUAUUGACAUCAAAUCAAAAUUAAAGAACCAUUAUCGAGCUCACAGGCUCUCGUUCUGGUUGAACCUAGUACCAGAUCUCCAUAGACCUGGUGGAGAAGACGUUCCUCAGUCUCACCAUCAGCUAGAAAAUGAGGAUACCUCACUGCAGCCGACGUUAAAAAGUUUUACACCACCAUUCAAAAAGACUACUGAAAUGGUACUCACAGACACUGGUUUAGCUACCAAAGUUCCUUUGUUAACUGUUCUAAAUGUUACAUCACCGUUAAAUUUUAAUAUAGUGGGACUUAAUUCUAUGACUCCGAGUACAGUCGGGGCUUCUGAAGUACACAAAUCUGAAGGUUCAACCACCGCUCCUCCGGAAGAUGGAUUCGCAGCGUACUCGACUGCUCUUAGUGUAACAAUAGCUAUAGGUUGCUCUUUGCUCAUAUUAAAUGUACUUAUAUUCGCCGGUGUUUACUAUCAAAGAGACAAGACAAGAAUGAACGGCCAAGAUAGUCACGUAAAUGGAUCACAUUUAAAAAAACGUGUAGAAAACGGUCAAAUGCCGAACAAUAUUUGUGGUGAUUUAGAAGGAGCAUUAUCGUUUCAAACAAGUCUCAAAAAUGACCCAGCGACCAUUUUGAGUCAUCACCACACACAUUCACAUCAUCAAUUACCACCACCUGAAUUCGCUGAUUUACCUAGUAAUAAUGUAGCAGGUAUGGCGACUUUGCCAAGAGCGCCGCCGCCGCCUAAAAUAGGUAAAAGCAAUAUAAAUACGCUAGCCAGCGGCCAGUUGCAAGAAAAUCAGCCGUUACUGUCAGCACAUCAAAUGCAAAUGAUAAACACGAAUACGCUGACAAAGAAGAACACGCAGUUGAACGCAAAGUCGAAUGUGACAAUGGAGGAACUGCGUGUGUGACGCCAGCGUGCCUGACUGCAGCGAGCCGGCAGUUGCAGUGACGUGGUGCACCACGACGAGAUCGUGUGACUCCCGCCGGACCUUCUCAAGUGCGUUACAGAUUAUAUUUGACUUUCAACGCGCUAAUAAGAAGGCGUUAAUAGUGAACAAAUGACUAAACGAAUUCAUUAGUGAAUGUGAUGUUAAAAACAAUUGUUUCCAAUAAUAUUAUUACCAUAUCCGUAAAAAAACUUGAAGAAAUAGAUUUUAAAUAAGUUGGAGUGUUUAACGGUGUACCGGACGUUAUUAAUGUAUUCGAUGUAAAUCUUUGUAUAUAUAUGUAAUGUUUAGAAAGUAAUAUAAAUUUAUGUACAUACUAUACGAUAGUUUAUGAGGCGGAGCCGCAUAUCCAUCCUAAUAAUUAUGAACAUGAUGCUAAAGAUUGUCACGUAAUUAAAAUUUUGUGAUAACUCUGUCGGUAGAUCUAUAACAUAAACCUCUUGAAAAAUAUGUUUACAAAAUAUUACUUUCAAGGAACAAGGUUUAUUAGAAAUAUCCUUCCUUAAUUAUUUGUCAUAUAAUAGAAAAGAAUUUUUUAUUUCAACAAUAUUUGAAUUCUCAGACAAGAAAAUUACUUUCAAUCUUCCAUUGUUAGGUAGAAAGAUAGUUGCUUAAAUCUUAUUCUAUUAAUGUAAUAUGAAUAAAAAAUAAGCAAUUGUCUUAUCUGAAAGAAAUGUCUGAAGACUUAAUUAAAGAUGUCUCGAAAAAACUUGAUAAUUUAAGAAAACAUCCAGUUUUUUGUAUCGUGUAUAUUAAUUAUAAUUAUCUACAUUGAAAUGUGUGUGUAUAUUAUUUUAGUUUAAUUUUAGUUCUUAACAUAGAUGGACCAAUAGUUUUGUAAAUAUGUAAAUAAUUUUAGCUAACGGUAUAACAGGUUGUAAUGAUACAUUAAUCCUUGUUCAACUUCAUCUGACUUAUCAUUAUUUAAUCUUUCAAUGUUAUUAUUCUGGUGCUAACUUUGUUGUACAUACAUCUUUAAGCUUUAUGAGUUUAAAACAGCGUUUCUCCUAUUUACUAAGUACUUUAAAUUAUACGAUUCACACUUUUGUUUAUUAAAGAUUUAUGUACAGCAGAACUAUCACUAUUUUCAAAUUUGGUUUAAUUUUCUAUAUAAAUCAGUCUGUUUGCUGUAACUUUAAUGACAUUUUAAAUUUAGUUUCCAGUUUUAUCUUCAUCAAUCUGUUAUUAUACAAGUCUUAAAGUCUGUGUGUUUCUAAAACUAAUUUGAUUGUUUUAGGUAAUUAGAUGAUGUAUCGUCCAUUUGAGUUUAAUUUAUUUUAAGACGCACUGUGUAUUUGUGUUUUUUGUUAUCUGUAAUGGGUGAUUCGCAUUCAUCUAGAUAUUGAAUCCAAUAAGUUGUUUUCUGGAUUGUAAUAGAAUAAUCUGAAUUCAUCUAUUUUGUCUUCUAUUUGUAUGUUAAUAUUAUGUUUUUAAGUAUGCAUGAAACUCUGAACUAGUACAGAAUGUACGCUAGAUUGUAAAGAAGACUGCCAAUACUGGAGUAAGCUUCAAAUUACAUAUUAUUAAAAUGAUAGUAUUAUGUGGCAUUACUUAGCAGACUUAUUAGUAAUUGUAUGGUUCUAUCUCAAGUAAGACCGUUCCGUUCAGACUGAUUUGUGUAUAUAGCAAACAUUAGUUAAAAUGUUUGCUAUAUAUACAAAUAUUGUUAUUGUUAUAUGUAUAAAACAACUCAAACUUUAAGAAAUCAAUUAUAAGAAAACACAGUCAAAGCUCAAUGGUCUUAGUGAGAUCGAAAGGACGCUAAUCUAAUUGAAAUUAUUCCAAAUUUCUGUUUAUGAAUUAGUCCAGCAUCGAGAUAAUACAUGAAUUUCGUGAUGAGUAUACUUCUAAUUCUAAAACUCGAUUGCAUAGAUUGUGGAUUCAGAGCCUGCGAUAGCUAGACAUACCUUAUUUUAUGAAGGCUAAAAAUUUAUCAACAUUUUCUCCUACCAUGUGUACUUGUAAGCACAGUCGUCAUUUAGAUUUCAAGUGUCCAGAUCUUCUAUAGGGUAGUUGACUCAUAUCAAAUUCUACUAACCAUACUUUAAACGCGAAAGUUUGUAUGUAUGUUUGGAUGUUUGUUACUCUUUACCGCCGCUACUACUGAAGCGAUUUGGCUGAAAUUAGGAAUGGGAAUUUACUGCUACUUUUUAUCCCGAAGAAAUCCAUUGUUUCCCGAGAUUUGCGAAAAGUGAUGAUUCUGAUGACAUGAAUAUUUGUUACUCUUUUACGCCUCGACACUGAACCGAAUUAGCUAAAAUUUGGUAUUGAGAUAUUUUAUAGCCUGAAUUAACACAAAGGCUACUAUUAAUCCCGGAAAAAUCCAUGGUUCCCGAGGGAUUUGUGAAAAACGAAAUUCCACGUAGCAUUCCAAGUUACGAGCAUCCGCGUUUCGUGUAGUACAUGGAAUAGGUUGCCGAAACAUAUUGAUAUUAAUUAACAAAAGUUAAGGAUUUCUUAUAAAACUUAAUUUAAAAAUCAUGUAUUUUUAAAACUUUCCAAACGUCAAAAACAUUACAACGUCACAAAAUGGACGACAGCGUCCAUUUUGUGACGUUGUAAUGUUACUUGAUGUACUAAACGUCGAACUAGUUGUUAAGUAAUAUUUUUGUCAAUCACUCCGUUUGUAAAUGAUUUGUUAAUGUGACGUCAUGAAAAAGUUGAAAUUUAGACCAUCAUGGAUGACAAGUGUUUUAGCUUGUAAUUUUUUUUCAAUCUAGUAGAAUGGUAAUGAACAAUUUACCGUUUUAAAAUGUCAACUAGCCUAUUGUCCCACUUUUAAACUUACUUUAUAAAAUGAAGUAUGUCUGGUUAUCACAGACGCUUACACGGAUUACAUGGAUUUCGUGAGAAUGUACUUCUAAUUUUAAAACUCGCUUAUUAUAUAGAUUGAUUUUCCAAACAAAUUAUAGUAGCAAAUAGAUCAUGUUUUACUGGUUUUAAGUGUUGGUGUUUUAUACACAAUCAUGCGAUACCAUUGUUUUGUUUUAGCAAGUAUUUUUUUUUCAUUUAUAUUAUUUCAGUACCAUUGGAAACUUGAACAGUCUGUACAGAGACAGAUAAAUAAGUUAAUGCAGACUAAAAACUUUAAUAAAAUAAAUUAAAAAGUAUA
Bicyclus anynana (squinting bush brown) is the source of this 6422-nucleotide messenger RNA. RefSeq names its product neuroligin-4, Y-linked (gene Nlg3). Gene Ontology annotation, molecular function: signaling receptor activity; neurexin family protein binding. Gene Ontology annotation, cellular component: postsynaptic membrane; synapse; cell surface. Lineage: Eukaryota; Metazoa; Arthropoda; Insecta; Lepidoptera; Nymphalidae. Bases 569 to 3271 code for a protein of 900 amino acids. Gene Ontology annotation, biological process: chemical synaptic transmission; postsynaptic membrane assembly; neuron cell-cell adhesion. The record is from RefSeq and is a predicted model, not a curated record. The transcript has 12 exons.